Molecule: messenger RNA, 2864 nt
Organism: Gigantopelta aegis
Lineage: Eukaryota; Metazoa; Mollusca; Gastropoda; Neomphalida; Peltospiridae
Product: lariat debranching enzyme B-like
Exons: 9
Coding region: 691-2769 (692 amino acids)
Biological process (GO): mRNA splicing, via spliceosome
Cellular component (GO): nucleus
Molecular function (GO): RNA lariat debranching enzyme activity
Source: RefSeq, a predicted model, not a curated record
UUUUGUGAAUAUGGGUCCAGGUGUAUAUAUUUUGCCAUUGCUGAGGAGCUUUACCAAUGGCAGAAAAGUGCCAUCUGUGAUGGUCUCUACCUACGACAAUAUAUAUCUCAACGACGGCAAUUGCCGUCUGUGCCGUCGUUAAGUUCGUGCCCUACUGGCAGGGCUUUCGAGACGUUUCGGCCCCAUAACCCUAGUCAUUUCGGCCCCGGUUAUUGUUUUAUUAAAUCAAAUUAUUCUGUCACUUGUGUUUUGUUAUUAAAGUAUUGCAAUUUCUUUCUCUCGUUCUCUUUCUUUCUUUCUCUCUUUUUGUUAUUAUUAAAAAAAAUGUAACUGAACAUAAUAUCUGAGUGUUAAAGAAUAAAUAAGAGUCAACCAAGCAAAACUGUAUUUAGCUUUGAUAAUCCAAAAAUAAACAAUUAUCAAACUGAUUUUCUUGUUUGUGUAAAUACAAUUUAAUAAAUUGUUUUGCGUUUGUUCUAUUUAUAUCUUCAUAUAGACCCUUCUCAUAAUAGGGGCGCUUUGCAUGUGGCUAGAACUGGAACCACUAAUAUUUGACGUCAGAAGGGGGUUUACAUGUGUACAGAAAUUGGGUACGAUCACAUAAAAAAAUUCCAAGCCUCGAUUGGGAUCUGAACCCAGUACCCACCAGACAGGAGACCGAUGACUUAACAACUGCGCCACCGAGGCCGUAUGAAGAUUGCAGUAGAAGGGUGUUGUCAUGGCGAACUGGACAAAAUAUACGAGACUGUGCAGCAUCUAGAAAAGGAGAAUUCCAUCAAAGUUGACCUGUUGCUGAUCUGCGGCGACUUUCAGGCAGUGCGCAAUAGAGAUGACAUGCAGUGUAUGGCCGUUCCUCAGAAAUACCAGAAACUUAACACUUUUUAUAAAUACUAUUCAGGGGAGAAAACUGCUCCAGUGUUAACUGUAUUUAUUGGUGGGAAUCAUGAAGCAUCCAACUAUAUGCAGGAAUUACCGUAUGGAGGCUGGGUGGCACCAAAUAUUUACUACAUGGGAUAUGCCAGUGUGGUCAAGAUUGGAGGUCUUCGGAUAGCUGGACUUUCAGGCAUCUACAAAGGUCGUGAUUUCCAUAAAGGUCACUUUGAACACCUGCCAUACAAUGACAACACGAAGAGGUCGGUGUACCAUGUCCGUAGUUUGGAGGUGUUCAGAUUUAAACAGAUCUCUCGACCGAUUGACAUCUUUCUGUCUCACGACUGGCCGCGAGGAAUUUACGACUACGGGAAUACCAACAAGCUGAUUCAGACAAAGACCUUUCUGAGAAGUGAAAUUGAACGCGGAGUUCUUGGCAGUUUACCAGCGGAGGAACUUCUGCAUCACCUGAAACCCAGUCACUGGUUCUCUGCUCAUCUUCACGUCAAGUUUGCAGCCAUCGUCCAACACCAGCCAGAAGACAAUGUUACCAAGACAACAAAAUUCCUGUCUUUGGACAAGUGCUUACCAAAGAGAAAGUUUUUGCAGAUCAUUGACAUACCUCAUGAUAGCAAUCAGCCAAUGAAAUUGCAACUGGACCCCGAGUGGUUGUGUAUCCUCAAAUCAACCAAUCAUCUCCUAAACCUUGGACCCAUUCAGCGCUAUAUGCCAGGACCAGGAAGUUCAGACAGGUGGGACUUCAAAGUUACAGAUAAGGAAUAUGAAUCUAUAUCUAAGGAUUUUGCUGGAGACUUGACAGUCCCGGACAACUUUGCCAAGACUGCUCCAGCUCAUGACAACUCUACAGGCAAAAACACAUCGGGUCCGUCACUCUACGUCAACCCUCAGACCGAGUUGAUCUGCGCCAUGUUGGAUAUCACCGAUCCCAACGCUGUACUGCUGGGUAAAGACAGUCGGUACUCAUCGCAAGAUAUCGCCGACGGUAAUGCAAAUACAGGUGAUGCUGAUCAGGAUGAUGAUGAAGACGAUGAUGAUGAUGAGGAUGAUGUUUGCAGCGACAUCAACAGCAGUGUUGAUACAUCAUUCUCGGAUUCCUUCUCUACCGCUCCUGAUAUUUCUCUCAAUGACUCCAGUCUGUUGUUGUCGAAUGACACUGGUCUCUCGUCGUUAAAUAGUACUGGGUUGACAGAUCUAUCCAUAUAUCAGGAGCAGAAUUCAGAGAGUCGGGUAUCAAAGGGACUCAAUGUCUCCAAUUCCUCUUCAGAUGUUGCUAUGGAAAAUGGUGGAAAUGAUGAUGAUGAACUUGAAAGUAUUUUGGCCGCCCAGAAAAAACAUAGACUGAGUGUUGAUAAAGUCACAUCAGUUCCCUCUCCAGGAAACACUUCUUCAGGUAGCAGUCCAGGUAACUACGGCAACAGUCCAUCUCUGAAGUCUUUGGAAAGUUCAAUAUCUCAGUUCGAGCUGCAGAAGAAUGACGAUAUUGAGAGUGAAAAUUCUUCAGUAGAGGAAGAUAAAAAUACUCCACAAAUGGUGUUAUCUCCCCUUGUGUGUUCUUCAACAGGGGAGAAAGUGAUUUCAGCUGACAAUUCUCCUCGCAUUCAUUCCUCAGCGCUGGAGAAAGACACUGCAGCACGCACAGAGUUGUGUGCUCCUGUUUCCUCUUCCCUGGAGGAGACAGAUAUUUUAGCUCAGAGUGUGUUGUCUCCCCCUGUUGACACUUCAAGUCGUGUGUCGAGUGAGGAGGAAGGAACCCCUAAAUCUAUCAGUUCAAAACGCCCAGACAGCUUUGGUGAUGUAGAAAUUAGUCCACAGUCGAAGAAACUCAAGAGAAGAAACCAGAAUGUGUAUUCCAGUUCAGAAGGAGAUGGAGAAUUUUAAUAUGACAUUUUAAAUAGAAUUCAUCAUGUAUUUUCAGUUCACCGGGUUAUAUAUAUGUAAUGUAACUGUUAAUAAAGAAUAAAAUUUGAAACACA